Messenger RNA from Dreissena polymorpha, 447 nucleotides. RefSeq lists its product as uncharacterized. The record is from RefSeq and is a predicted model, not a curated record. The coding region runs from base 1 to 447 and encodes 148 amino acids. NCBI's taxonomy places the organism in Eukaryota, Metazoa, Mollusca, Bivalvia, Myida, Dreissenidae. The transcript has 3 exons.
AUGGGAGCCACUAGUACCAUUUUUCGAGACUUUGCGUCAAAAGAUCGGAUCAACGAGGAUACAACUUCAGCGAUGCCUUUCGGAAGUAGGAUGUUUCUGAAGGUUCGUCAUCGCCUCGUGAAGCAACACACUCGGUACAGGGAGCCCUUGGAUCCAGGGCUAAAGUUAGCUGCCACACUACGUCACAUCGUUUCUGGUGUCAAGUACUCAGACAAGCAGUAUUCCUGGCGGGUCGCUGAGAAUACCCUCUCUGUAGUGGUCAGAGACGUGUGUCAUGUUAUAUGUGGAGAUUAUGUUGAUGAGGUUAUGACAGCCCCCUCCACACCUGAUGAAUGGAGACAACUGGCUGAUGGUUUCCUCAAGAAUUGGAACUUUCCAAAUUGCGUUGCUGCUAUUGAUGGCAAGCACAUAGCUAUCAGAAAGCCUGCCAGCUCUGGUUCCUUAUAG